AGUAAAACUGCAGUGUGUAGUGAAGCAUUUGUUAAACAACUCACAAAUUCAACGCAUAUUACUGCUCUGCUAACACGUUUUAGUCACAAAACCGCUAUCAAAAGCAAACAGACAGCAACAUGACGUCGAUAAAUGUGGAAAAGUAUAAACUGUCCGACAAAACGGCAAAGCUCACAGCCAAAGACAUCAUCCCGGUCGUACAGUCGGCCGAUUCGGCGGAAACGCGUGAGUUUCUGAACAAAAUCGCCGAGCUGCUGGUCGACUAUGUGAACAUACAGAACGACCGGAAGGAGAAGAUUCUCGACUUCCACCAUCCGGAGGACAUGAAGAAGCUGCUCACGCUGGACAUUCCGGAGGAGGCCGUCACACUGCAACAGCUGGUGAAGGAUUGUGCCAUGACGCUCAAGUACCAGGUGAAGACAGGACAUCCCCACUUCUUCAACCAGCUGUCGUGCGGUCUGGACGUGGUGUCGAUGGCCGGCGAGUGGCUGACGGCGACCGCCAACACCAACAUGUUCACGUACGAGAUCGCUCCCGUGUUCAUCCUGAUGGAGAACGUGGUGCUGUCGAAGAUGCGCAAGAUUAUCGGAUGGGAUGGUGGCGAUUCGAUUCUCGCCCCGGGCGGUUCCAUCUCGAACCUGUACGCCUUCCUCGCCGCCCGGCACAAGAUGUUCCCGAACUACAAGGAGCAUGGGGCGCGUGCCCUACCGGGCGAGCUGGUAAUGUUCACGUCCGACCAGUGCCACUACUCGGUGAAGUCGUGCGCGGCCGUCUGCGGCCUCGGCACGGAUAACUGCGUGAUGGUACCGUCGGACGAGCACGGCCGGCUGAUUCCGUCCGAGCUGGAACGGUUGAUCCUGGAGAGGAAGGCGCGCGGACAGAUUCCGUUCUUUGUGAAUGCGACCGCCGGCACGACCGUGCUCGGUGCGUUCGAUCCGAUCACUGCGGUGGCUGACAUCUGUGAGAAGUACAACUGCUGGUUCCACGUGGAUGCCGCAUGGGGUGGUGGUCUGCUGCUGUCGAAAAAAUACCGUCAUCCACGCUUCACCGGCAUCGAAAGAUGCGACUCGAUCACGUGGAACCCUCACAAGCUGAUGGGUGCACUGCUGCAGUGUUCGACGAUUCACUUCAAGGAGGACGGUCUUCUGAUUAGCUGCAACCAGAUGUCGGCCGAGUACCUGUUCAUGACGGACAAGCUGUACGACAUCAGCUACGACACCGGCGAUAAGGUGAUCCAGUGCGGACGGCACAACGACAUCUUCAAGCUGUGGCUCCAGUGGCGCUCCAAGGGUACGGAAGGGUUCGGCAAGCACAUGGACCACCUGAUGGAGCUGGCCGAGUACGAGGUGAAGCGCAUCAAGCAGCAGUCGGACAAGUUCCAUCUGAUCAUGGAACCGGAGUGCGUGAACGUGUCGUUCUGGUACAUCCCGAAGCGUUUGCGCGGCGUACCGCACGAUGCGAAGAAGGAGCAGGAGCUCGGCAAGAUCUGUCCCAUCAUCAAGUCGCGCAUGAUGCAGUCCGGUACGCUGAUGGUCGGCUACCAACCGGACGAUCGUCGUCCGAACUUCUUCCGCUCGAUCAUCUCCUCGGUGGCCGUGGCGGAGGCGGACGUUGACUUUAUGCUGAACGAGAUCGAUCGUCUCGGCCAGGAUCUGUAAGCGGGAGGGCGUUGUUGGUAAUGUUAACGCGCCGUUAUAAUUGUAGCAACACACCGAACUACACGGCACAUCAACACGGGCAUCCGUUGUCAUACCCCGUAGCCGAAUAUCCAUCAACUCCAUCGCGUAGUGCGCUCCAAACGGGUAUAACAGCGUACCGUUUUUAAAAAUCGAAUCAACCAAUGAGUAUCAGUUGUGAAGACAUAUCAAUAUCUUCAACAAAGUUGUUGUGUUUGGACGAACGGACAAACAAAACCCAAUCUGCUUUAAUUUAUCUAACCAAGAUAUCUGUGAGGUUUAUGUUUAUGAGGCGUUGCUUCAAGGAGCGUUUUAAUCCAGUUGUUUAGUGAAGCUAGUUUAGGGAAGUUAGUUUAGUUUUAGACGACGAAAAAAAACCCAAACGUUAUUUAUUUCUAGCAGUAUAUUGUGUCAAAGACAUAUCACUUUGUUUAGCACUCCCUUUCCCGAACUCCGAACAAACGGAUGCAUUUAAAUCUUACCGGUGGUGGUUUACACCUAGUUGAAAGCGGUUUUAGUUAGACUUACGGCCGUUGAGUAUCCUGCCCUCGUUGCGGACCUGUAGGACUUGAUUAAAAGAAACCAGACAUUCAUUGAAAAUCAACUAUUUACCCGCAAAACUUUUGACUGUUUGGAAAUCCCUUGUCUGUCCACCGGACCGGAACAUGAAAGGGGAAUGAAAUAUAUAUAUAUAUACAAAUUAAAGUGAAUCUGAAAAAAAGGAAACGAUACAAACGCUAGAGAGAAAUAUAUAUACAUAUGUACACAAAAUCCCACUAUAUACACGGAAUACUACUGUGGCCGCUCCACUCCUCCCCCUGCCCCGCACUAUCCCCAUUUUUGGCCUUUUUGGUGGGAGUGUGACUGUGCAUGUGACGAGUGACAUGCAUCGAUGUUCCACACAUUUGCCAUGGAUGUUUCCUUAUUUCACCUGUUCACCAUCUCGAUGUACCUAGACCCAAGUUCCGAUCGGUUCCAACCGUGCUCUCAUAUCAA
Messenger RNA from Anopheles moucheti, 2672 nucleotides. It is a transcript of the gene Gad1, whose product is annotated as glutamate decarboxylase. NCBI's taxonomy places the organism in Eukaryota, Metazoa, Arthropoda, Insecta, Diptera, Culicidae. Gene Ontology annotation, cellular component: cytoplasm. Gene Ontology annotation, biological process: carboxylic acid metabolic process. Gene Ontology annotation, molecular function: pyridoxal phosphate binding; carboxy-lyase activity. The record is from RefSeq and is a predicted model, not a curated record. The transcript is spliced from 7 exons. Bases 120 to 1658 code for a protein of 512 amino acids.